AUGCAGAAGCAUGGAGGAAGCACAGCAAAUCUAGACACUUGGGGUAUAGUUCGGCAAAAUAGCCGCGUAGCCGCUAUCUUAUCGCGCCGGAUCAAGUCCAGGGCUUCACGCCACCUCGGAAGCCGACAUGGUCCACUAGAAUUCCUUCCCAAGCGCCCCCAGCUCUUCGCUUCUCCGCCUCCUCAAUUUGCCCAUAUUCAGGCUGCUGAAAUCUAUGAUGAUUCCAACUCGGAGCUUGGCUGCACAGGGCGGGUUCUUCCGGCGCAGCGCGGAGGAGCUUGGCCGCCUCUCGAAAAUAGGUACACAUGGAAUACUGAAGCUCUGCACACACCGACAAAGCCAUAUGUUCUCCUCAACUUCGAAGAUGAAUCGACCGUGGGAGGCUGCAAGACCUUCGCGGACCGCGCUGUCGGAGGGUUCAGCACUUCCAGUCUUGACUACGAACCCGGAGAUUCUUCAACGAACACACCUGCACAUGCGCGCUUUCACGGAAGUAUCUCUACAAAGCUCCCGGCCAACUGGCGGGUGGAAAGAACGGGAUACGCCGCCUUCCGAAACAACGACCGUGGCUUCUGGCUAUUCGGUCGUCUCUUCUGGGAUGUCGAUCCAUAUUCCUACCUCGCGCUUCGCAUCAAAUCUGACGGCCGACGCUACACGACUCUAUACUCGCCACCAUCGUGUCCAUGGCGCGACCCCCUCCAACAAGCCCUGCGUUCCGAGUCAGCUGAAGAUUCUGAAGUCACCGAGGAAUUGUAUCCACGGGGUAUCCCAGCUGCUCUUUCUGAUUUUCCACCCGAGUCCACCAUUAUCUCGUCCUCUUCUACCGCCACCACCUCGGGCACAACGGGGUGGGAGACUGUUCUCCUACCCUUCAACUCUUUUGUUCGCACAAACCAUGGUUAUGUGAUCGAACCGCAGACGUCGCUCCUUCGCUCUCGAGUCAAGAGUAUCGGCAUUGGUCUGACAGACCGUAUCGAGGGGCCGUAUGACUUGCGUAUUCACAAGAUAUGGGCAACAAAUGGCAUGGGCUCGGCUGAUAUCGAGGAGGAGCGGCGUAUCUGUGGAGCGGAUGCACUGCCGCUCGAUGAAGGAGUACAGUCAGCAUGGACGGAGAAAAAACAGCCACCACAGGAGGCUCACAACCAGAAGAGCCCUGAGACCACUAAGGAGAAGGGCCUUAAGGGUCUUCGGUCAGAAUGGGAGGAGUAG
Penicillium macrosclerotiorum is the source of this 1209-nucleotide messenger RNA. Its product is annotated as CIA30 family protein. The record is from RefSeq and is a predicted model, not a curated record. Gene Ontology annotation, biological process: mitochondrial electron transport, NADH to ubiquinone; mitochondrial respiratory chain complex I assembly. Lineage: Eukaryota; Fungi; Ascomycota; Eurotiomycetes; Eurotiales; Aspergillaceae. Gene Ontology annotation, cellular component: mitochondrion. The transcript is spliced from 4 exons. The coding region runs from base 1 to 1209 and encodes 402 amino acids.